AUCACUUCACACCGCACACUUAUCUUCAGCAUCGCUGCAUCACCAUUGGUCGAAACCUCCAAAGGUCCAUACUCUUACACUACACCACCUCACACUAGAUCCUCACCCCUCCUUUUUCCAUACAUAUAUAUAGCAUGAAAAUUUGCGUGCGAGAACGCAGAAAGGUUUUACACGUGCGGUAAAAUCGUUGGAACUCUCUGAAAAUGGAGCACAAAGAAGAAGUUUUCGAGUUUCUCGGAAGCGUUCCGUUGCUACAGAGGCUGCCUAGUUCGUCUAUAAGGAAGAUAUCAGAGCUUGUGAUUGUUAAACACUAUGAGCGAGGGGAUUAUGUUGCUCGUGAGGGUGAACCAGGAGAUGGCACUUACUUCAUAUGGGAUGGAGAGGCCAAGGUUGUUGGAUCUGUUAGUGACAAUGAUGAAAGUCGUUCAGAGUUCCAAUUGAAUAAAUAUGACUACUUUGGUUGUGGUUUGUCAAAUACAGUUCACCUCACAGAUGUUGUUGCUUUGUCUAAGCUAACAUGCUUAUUACUUCCUCGGAAGCACUUGGCACUGCUAUGGCCAAAGUUUAUAUGGACUGCAGAAAAAUGUCUUGAGAGACCCUCAUCUGUGGAGAAUAUAUUGCAAUUAGAACCAUUAGAGGUAGAUAUCUUCCAAGGAAUCACUCUUCCAGAUGCUCCAAGAUUUGGAAAGGUGUUUGGGGGACAGAUGGUUGGACAGGCACUAGCUGCAGCAUCAAAAUCUGUUGACAGUCUUAAGUUACUUCAUAGUUUGCAUUCCUAUUUUCUUCGCAUAGGAGACUUAAACUUGCCUAUUAUAUAUCAAGUUCAUCGUAUCAGCGACGGAAGGAGUUUUGCUACAAGGAAAGUGGAUGCAAUGCAAAACGGAAAAGUCAUAUUCACUUUGCUGGCUUCAUUUCAUAGACAAGAAUCAGGGUUUGACCACCAGGAAGUAGAUAUGCCAUUAGUCCCUGCACCAGAAAUGCUUCUUCCAUUAGAAGAGUUACGGGAGAGACGUCUAACUGACCCUCGCUUGCCAAUAACUUACCGGAACAAAGUGGCUACAUCUGAGUUCAUUCCCUGGCCCAUAGAGAUACGUUUCUGUGAACCUAAAAUUGCAACAAAUCAGACAAAAUCUCCUCCCAGUUUGAGAUACUGGUUUCGAGCGAAGGACAAACUUUCAGAUGAUCAGGCCUUACAUAGGUGUGUGGUGGCAUAUGCUUCCGAUCUAAUAUUUCUUCAAGUAAGUUUGAAUCCACAUCGUGGGAAAGGUUUCACGGCACGUGGUGUUAGUCUGGACCAUGCAAUGUGGUUUCACCGACCCUUAAAAGCUGAUGAGUGGGUGCUAUUUGCGAUCUUCACUCCUAGUGCUUAUGAAGCACGUGGUUUCGUCAUAGGUCAAAUGUUCAAUCAGAAGGGAGAGCUUCUUGCAACAUUGAUUCAAGAAGGUCUAACCAGGAACGCUAAUCUCCAAAUCAAAUCCAUCAAACCUAAGUUGUGAACUGCUGAGAAAUGGAGUAGACAAAUGACCUCUGCUUUUAUAGUGGAUCUUUUUUACCCUUUUUUUUUGUUGGGGACUGAAUGUGUUUAAAGAUUCAGCUCUGUUAUGCAGAAAAUGUAAUUUAAGUUUUGAUUAGGAUAAAAUAUUUAUUCAACCAAAGUACCAAAAAUCAAUUUAUUAGAUCCCAAAUAGUUUUAUUUACCUUGAUGUGUAACUGGAGGACACGCCUAAUCCUUUGAACACAUUGUUCUUCCUCUUUGGGCAUAUUUUUGUUCAUUUUUUUGAUCAAGGUGCAGAAGUAAUAAAGCAAAACAUCUUUGGUCCUCAA
This is a messenger RNA of Medicago truncatula (barrel medic), 1824 nucleotides long. Its product is annotated as acyl-CoA thioesterase 2. Gene Ontology annotation, molecular function: fatty acyl-CoA hydrolase activity. The coding region runs from base 204 to 1496 and encodes 430 amino acids. The transcript is spliced from 17 exons. NCBI's taxonomy places the organism in Eukaryota, Viridiplantae, Streptophyta, Magnoliopsida, Fabales, Fabaceae. Gene Ontology annotation, biological process: fatty acid catabolic process; acyl-CoA metabolic process. The record is from RefSeq and is a predicted model, not a curated record.